CUUUUCAUUUGAACUUACUUAUCAAAUUGUGUCCAAAAAUGGACACAAUUGAAUAAGAAUUGAAUUGAAUAAGAAUAUAUGGUGCAUGUGUUGGUUAAGUAGCCAAUGAGAAGAAUAUUUUCCUAUAAGUAAAUAGCAUUCCAGUCCCUUGAUAAUUUCUCAUUGUUUGUUGUUAUUAUUUUUAAAUUGAAAACCUAUAUUUACAUGGCUAUUCUUAAAACAGAUUUGCAUGUAAAGUCUGAGAUGCAAGAUAUUAUCUUUUCAAAAUAUUGCUCUAAUCAGUGGACAAUCAGACUGAAAAAGAUAAAAAUAAUUUAUAAACCACCACUCUCAGGCUGCUUGGUCCCACAAAGUAAUCAGAAAAAUAAGAAGCUUAUUUGGGUACAAGCCUGAGAAAAUACAGCAGUCAUCAUGAAUAUUACUGAGAAGCAAUAUUCACAGAGAUUCAUGCCCUGGAUACCUAUAGUGGGGUGCAAAAAAGAGUGCUUUUCAAAAAGAGUGGAAGUGGGGUUUAGCAAGGUUCAUGUUUCAGCAGCCAUCCCCACCCAUCUGUGCUGCUUUGCCCCCAGCUCCUUGGCAUGGCUCCCCUCAUGUCUAGCAGGGAAAGGAGCUCCCAACACAACAAAAGCCUAAUUCUAAUUUCUCCCUGUGUGCAUUGGUACAGAGAAGGCAUUUCAGAGCUGUUAAUUAAGUUCUCAUUUUUACAGACAUUCACACAAUGGAACUUCUAAUUGCCAAGGACAAUUUGAGAGCUUUAAUUAGUGGUCAAAGGAUGACAAGAGCCACGGCACAGGGCUCGUAUUAUUUCACAAUGAGAAUGAAAUAUUUCUCAUGUCUUGAAAAUUACUUCGGCUGACGUUUGGGAAAGUUAAAAAAAAAAUCCUGGGGCUUUCUUCCAAAAUGUAACAUCACACAUAUGGUGUAUGGCCAGCAAAACACUCAGGACAGCCCUCAGUCACUCAGUUGUGCCUCAGGAUGCAUCUUUGAAUUCUCUCAGUAAUCUCUGUACUGCUGUUUAUCAACUGUUUCCGAAUUUGAAACUUUGCCUGGAUUGCCAGGAAGGACAAAGAGUAGUUAUUUUCUCUCAUUUCGAAGACGUCUCCUGAUCACUUCGGAGUUUUUUAAAAAUGACUGAAACUCCUCUACUGGAUAUUUCCUCCUCAAACCAGAGUGAAAAUCAGAGCAAUUCAACUGUUUGCCCAGAACUGGAUGACUGGUGGGACAUCGUGUACUAUAUAGGACCCAAGUACAUCAACACUGUCUGUGUUAUUGGUAUGCUUGGAAAUGUGUUUGUUCUCUUCACUUAUUCACUGCACAAGGGCCCCCUGAAGAUAGCUGAAAUCUACCUUAUGAACCUUGCUGUUGCUGACCUUAUCUUCCUCAUGUGCCUCCCUUUCUGGGCAGAGAACAUCAAUAAUGAGUUCAACUGGCCCUUUGGCAGUUUCCUGUGCCGCAGCAUCAGCGCCUCCAUCACCUUGAACAUGUACACCAGCAUCUACUUGCUCGUGGCCGUCAGCGUGGAUCGCUAUUUGACUUUUGUCCAUACCUUGAACCACAGAGAGAUAUGGAGCAAAUCUAUGACCAAAGGGAUCUGCUUGCUCAUCUGGUUCUUUUGCAUCCUUCUCAGCAUCCCAGCUUUCAUGUUCCGGACUGUGAAAGACUUUCCCCAGUGGAAUAUUUCAGCCUGCACUUUGGACUUCCCCAGCCCAUCGUGGGAAAUAGCUGAAAACCUGGUAGGCAAUGUGGUGGGGUUUCUGCUGCCAUCCACAGCAAUCAUCUUCCUCAACUUCUCCACCAUUAGGUCCCUACAAAAAACAGCAAAAGAACGAAGAGCACUCAGAGCAAAGGGUUGCAAGAGGCACAAAGGCACAAAGGCAACCAGGCUGAUCUUCACUGUGGUACUGAUGUUUCUUUUCUGCUGGACUCCUCACCAUUUUUUUGUAUUCCUUGAUGUAUUACACAAUACAGAAGUGAUCAAAGGCUGCUUCUGGGAGGAACUGAUCAACUUUGGGGAGCAGUUUUCUUAUAUGCUGGCUAUCACCAACAGCUGCAUUAACCCCGUGAUUUAUGUCUUUGUUGGGAAAUACUUCAGGCAAAAGGCUUUGGAAGUUUUUUCACAGUUUAUUCCCUGUGGAUUUCCUUUGAGAUGGGUGUCUUUCAAAGAAAUGUCUUCAAAUUUCAACAUGCUUCCUGUCAAGAGUAGUUUAACAUAAUGGUUCUCAGUUCCUCUUCAUUUUGAUAUUAUAACUUAUUUUAUGCCAUUGCAAAUGGCAUUAAAAAUUAAUAUGAAACACUCUGAUCUGGCCUUCACAGACCAAGCUAAUUAUCUAUUAAAGUAAAUCACUUGAUUGAUUGCUUAUUUUUUCCUCAGGCUUGCUUUUCUUGUUCUGUUUUAUCCAUCCAAAUGCAUAACAUGUGAUGCUAGAAUUUUUUUACCAAAUGAUCUAACCUGUCUUACCUAUUAACAGUGGCUUAAAAGAAAAACUUUUUGACAAAAUACCAGAAAUCUUUGCAGAAAGCCAUAAGCCAGCUGAACAUUUUGCUGCUUUGUAUCUGUGAUGACAGCUACUAUACCACCUAUAACACUAUUCCUAAAAUUACACAGGUAUUACAGAGCAAAUAAGAGCUUAAUCUUCAGCUGAUAAAUGCAUUUAAGCAGGUAUGGGAUAACUUUGGUUAUUUUGAACAAUAUUUUCACUGAUUUGCAUUUUCACAGUAAGAUACAGAGAAAAUUUUUUGUGCACUUUAAUUAUGUGCAGCACAUAACUAUUGUACAAGAGGAUGUAACACAAAGAAAGUGUACAUAAAUUGUUAAAAAAAAGCAAGGUAACGCAGUAGCCUCCUCCAAACCUGACUUUUGCUGACCCAGUAAAGUAUUACAAAAUUGCUCAUAAAGUACUGUAAAGAACCUUUUUAUUUUUUAUAUGUGAAUAUAUCUAUGAAGACCAUUGAUACGGUAUUAUUUUGAGGCAAAUCCUUAGAUACAUAUUUAUGGUUUUAUGAAUCAAAAUUAAUAAACUAAAUAACAUCUUAUUUUGCUUCAUAGUCUUGUUCUUUCUUACAUUUAUUUUUACGUUUUGUCUCUUUCCCCCUAUUCCUUUGGGGAAGAGCAAAUAUAUAGUUCUGUGAUUAAAAAUCCUUGUUGCUACCAGAACACAAACUCUCAUAGUUUAGAAAGACCCUUCUUUUCCAUCACAGCCACAGUGGCAGAGUAGAUGUGAAGCAGCUGAGAUCGAGUUAUGUGUAUGUACAGACAUGGAAGAAGAUAUAGUGCAGCCUGUUCAGCCAGAGGAUAUUGGUGCAGAAGGGAGCAUCCAGACACACCAUUUUUAUAACAAUUCAUUUAACUCCUCGCUGUAAAGCCUGUUCAGUUCAGCCUUUACAGCUAGUCACUGUAACAGCACUGCACUUUCUGUAGUUCUUUUUAGUAUUUACAUUUUGAAUAUGCAAUUAACCUCUUAUUUGAUUAUAGAAAUCCAUCUAUUCAACUUCAUUGCAAUAAGACUAGUGUUAAUUUUUAAUGGUUAUUUCAAACUUUUUGAAUCUGAACAGUGGAAGCCUUUUGAAGACUUAAAAGUCUGUCUUCCUGCAAUGAUGUUUUAAGAAUUAAGGGUGGAUUAAGGGAUCAGGAAGGAAGAAUCUGUCAUAGGUUUACAACUUCCACUGCUUCUGUGACAGAUGUUUUUAAAAUAAAUAUCAGGCUUAAACACCAGUAAUAACAACAGCAUGUGAAGUCCCCUGACUCAUCUGAAAUCAAAUUCCUAAUUCCCAUCUAUUGUAAACUGUUGAGCACUGCAUCUAUUUGGUACAUCCCCAGCUGAAUUUUUAAUUCAAAAAACUUCCAAGCAGAGAUAUUUUAUGGGGAAAGGGAAGGGAAGGCUGAAGUCAUGAACAAGGUGCAGAAAAAGAAGUUCCAUUUUCUCACUACAGAUGAGGACCUUUAAAGGGAAAAAUAUCUUGUCUCGUCUAACACUUGUCCAUGUUAUUCAAUGUACAAAUAAAGGGAAAAAACACUUCUUGAGUGUGGUGGCAUAUUUGGGCUAUGACAUAACAGAUUGAAAAUGAGUAUGAAAUUUGAAUUUAAUGGAAAACCUCCUGUUUCCAUCCAUGAGCAAGUGACAAGGGCUUUCAUGAAAGCACUGCUUCUUUUACAUAUGCUCAACUGUCAGGAAAAACAUCUGUAGUUUAAACACUGCUUUAAACACUUAACAGAGCCUUGCAAAUCAAUGGAUAUACUCUCCAGCAUGAAUGUCUGUAAAUGUAUGCAUUUCUGACUGCAUGUUAGGCUCUGGUGCUCAUUAGUGGCCACUUAUUGCUGAGGCGCUGCGCUGCACUCCCCUCACUGAGCUGCGCACAGCAAGGCUCUGGUGGCAGCCACGGAGAUGCUCCUGGGCUGGCAGCUGGCCAGGGUAUUGCUGCUGUUUCUGUGCUGCUGUGCUGGACAGGCUGGAACCAGUGUGACCUUGAGUUGAAGGGAUGUGGAUGAGCCUGUGACAGAGCAGAUUCCUCUGCAGCCCUCAGAGGACCCGGGGCUGGAGCAGGUGGAUGCCUGAAGGAGAAUGUGUUGUGGCCGUGUGAGAAGCCUCUGCUGGAUUAGGUUUUAUGGCAGGACCUGUGGCCUCAUGGGGGACCCACACUGGAGCAGUUACUUAAAAACUGCAGCCCUUGAGCAGGACCCACAGUGGAGGAGUUCAAAGAGGACUGUCUCAUGUGGGUGGGAACCUCUGCUGGAGCAGGAAAAGCAGAGAUUCUCUUCCAUCCCAUGAUGAAGAGCAUGGGGAAGCAGCUGUGCCCUGCAGCCCAUGGAGGGGGAGGAGGAUGAUGUAGACUUGUCACUGUUGAGCAAGAAAUGACACAGAAUCACCAGAAGGCUAAUUGGCAUAACACUCCGUUUAUUUUGGAAUGCUCCUUUUUAUAAGUUGUUCCAAUCCAGGUGGACUUGAUUGGUCAUUUAGGUAAUACAUUUCGCCUGAUUGGCUAAUUAACAAGACCUUCUUUUAAACAAUCUUCAAGAAAAAUAAGAAAACAGAGAGUAGGAAAACAACACCUGCAGGUUGUUUAUAAUAAUAAGCUAUCAUUGUUUAUCUUCAACUCCCUACAGUCUCUCAGGCUGAUUCUGGGGAAACUUACCUAGUUUUCUUGCUCUCUGACCAGGCUGUCGCAUCCACAUAGAUUGUACUUUCAUAGAUUGUAUGAAUGAUGGACUUCAGGGGGAGCCCCUUGUUGCAGCCUGGCUGGGGACAAGAGGAGGAGUUCAUUGCAAUGUUAAACCAGAUAACCUGGUCCCAAAGGGGCCAAGGGUGGAGAUUGUAAUGGAUGUGGCUUGAUAUUGCUGCAAGCCGUGAUUUGAGUUGCAUGUUGCAGGAAUCAGUACAGCAGAAACCCAUAUCAAUGGAGGAGAGGCCUUACAAGAAGAAGUUCAAGUGUAUCAGUGACCAGACCUGAGCUGGCUUUGGUGCCCAAUAACUCCAAGAAACACAAAACCACUCCUGUACUGAGCGACCGCCAGAACAGAUGGAGCCUGAAGCCAUGGACUAAAUGAACUCAAAGGAUGUUUUGUAAACAUUUGUGGACAUUUUAUGAGUAUUUUCUAGGGGUGGUCCAUUGGCUAAAGAAAUUACUUCUGUGUAUUAUGUCAAAGGAUGAGAAGAAGGGUGGUGGUGGUUAAUGAAGUUGUAUCAAAUAGUGUGGGACCUGGGCAUGAUGAAAAUGGUGUGGAAUAAGUGAUGGAAUGUGCUGGUUUGGGCUAGGGUAGAAUUAAUUUUUUUUCACAGUGGCUAGUAUGGAGCUGUGUUUUGGAUUUGUGCUGAACACUGUGUUAAUAAUACAGAGAUGUUUUUGUUAUUGCUGAGCAGGGUUUACACAGAGACAUGGCCUUUUCUGCAUUCCACACUGGAGAGAAGACUGGAAAUUGGAUGGAGACACAGCCAGGAAAGGUGACCCAAACUGAUCAAAGGGAUAUUCCAGACCACAAGACAUCAAGCUCAGUAUAUAAAAUGAAAGGAAGAAGGAAGCAAAAAGAGGAAGAAGAAGGGGACAUCUGGAGUGAUGUUAUUUGUCUUUCUAAGUAUCUGUUAUGUGUGAGGGGGCCCCGGUCUCCUGGAGGUGACCUGCCCAUAGGAAACAAUUAAUUUAUUGCUUAUUUUGCUUUGUUAAUGUGUAUAGCUUUUG
Molecule: messenger RNA, 6171 nt
Organism: Motacilla alba alba
Lineage: Eukaryota; Metazoa; Chordata; Aves; Passeriformes; Motacillidae
Gene: BDKRB1
Product: bradykinin receptor B1
Exons: 2
Coding region: 1128-2213 (361 amino acids)
Biological process (GO): response to mechanical stimulus; immune response; neutrophil chemotaxis
Cellular component (GO): membrane
Molecular function (GO): bradykinin receptor activity
Source: RefSeq, a predicted model, not a curated record